Messenger RNA from Scomber scombrus (Atlantic mackerel), 4702 nucleotides. It is a transcript of the gene ccdc9, whose product is annotated as coiled-coil domain containing 9. The record is from RefSeq and is a predicted model, not a curated record. Lineage: Eukaryota; Metazoa; Chordata; Actinopteri; Scombriformes; Scombridae.
GCACAUUGAGGUGCAGGAAUUGGCAAAGAGCAACGAGUCCCAAACAUUGCUCUUACCACUCGUUACACCUACCUGAAAAAAAGGAGAAACAGACAGUCUGCCAUCUGUGUAUGAAGACAAGUCAGAGGCAGCAAUGUCUUCAGCGGUGGAUCUCAAAACCAAGGAGGAGAAGGAUGCGGAGUUGGACAGACGAAUCGAGGCUCUGAGGAAGAAGAACGAAGCUCUGGUCAAGCGAUAUCAGGAAAUAGAGGAGGACAAGAAGAAGGCGGAGCAGGAAGGCAUCGCCAUUACAACACCACGGAAGCCCCGCAGCCACGACCCAGAGACGGACAGGAGGAGGACAGACAAAGAAAACUUCACCGUCACAGUCGACCUCUCUAAACCGGCAGGGGAUAAGAGAGUCGUGAACGAUUGGAAACCUGGUACACCUCGUGGCCGGAAGACAUCAGAGGAGAGUGAAGGGCACAGAGGACCAGGUGAGGGCCACAGAGGGCCUGGUGAGGGCCACAGAGGGCCUGGUGAGGGCCACAGAGGUCCGGGCGAGGGCCACAGAGGUCCGGGCGAAGGCCACAGAGGUCCAGGUGAGGGCCACAGAGGUCCAGGCGAGGGCCACAGAGGGCCGAGCGAUGGCCACAGAGGUCCAGGCGAGGGCCACAGAGGGCCAAGCGAUGGCCACAGCCCCCCUAGGAGGUCAGGAUCUGGACGAGUGGGUCGAGGAGGGCAGAGAGGAGGAAGAGGAGGAGAACGUCAGGACAGGAGAGACCGAGAACCCUGGACACCCAGAGAUGGAGAACCUGGAGAUUCAGGAGGACAGGGACGCAGAGGAGGAAGGAGAGGCAGAGGAGGAGGAGGCGGAGGAGGCAUAGUAGGAGGAGGAGUAGGAGGAGGAGAUGGAGGAGGAGGAGAUGGAGGAGGGACCCCAGGUGGCAUGGACAGAAAAUCCAAGGAAUGGGAGGAGAAGAGGCGACAGAACAUUGAAAAGAUGAAUGAAGAAAUGGAGAAAAUAGCAGAGUAUGAGAGAGGACAGCGGUCGGAUGGAGACAAGCCUAUCCGUAACUUCCUGGACGACCCGAGACGCUCUGGUCCAGCACCGGAUAUAGACCGCAAGGAGGGCAGCAGGAGACACGUACGAAACUGGGGAGGCCUGGACUUCGACAACGUGAAGACGGGAACCGAACUGGAGAAAGAGUGGACUAGUCGAAGGCCUGGUCCAAAAGGCUCCAUGGACAUGACGAUGUCCAUGACCGGCCGGGAGAGAGCGGAGUACCUGCGCUGGAAGAAGGAGCGCGAGCAGAUUGACGAGGAGAGACUCGCACGCCAUCGUAACGCCACCGGCCAGUGGAGACGAGAGUGGGACGCACAGAAGACGGACAGCAUGUUCAAGGAGGACCCAUAUGCGGCAGCAGAGGGCAUCACAUCAGAGCAGGGCAGCAGAAGAGACGACAGUAAGCGACCUCCUAAAGCGCCGACAUUCGGCGAAUUCCUGUCCCAGGGCAGGACGCAGGGACCCCGAGGGGAAUGGAGCCGGGGACGGGGAAGAGGACAGAAACAGAGCUACAGCAUGCAUGACAACCGCUGGGAAGGAGAGAAAGAAGAAGAAGGAGAGGAGGAGAAGGAGAAGGAGAAGGAAAAGGAAAAGGGUGACAAAACAAAGAGAGAGGAGAAGACUAAAAAGAAGGAGAAAGAGGAAGAAAAACCCAAACCUCCAACCGUGCAGAAGGUGGAGGAGAAAGGCGCCGACGGAGAGGAGGAUGAUGAAGAAUGGGAGGAUGCCAGCGAUGGAGAGGAAGUCGACGAAGGAGUGGAGGAAGGCAGCGACGGUUCUGACGGAGAACACGACGAGAAGAAAGACACCGGGAAGGAGAAACCAACCAAGAGCAAAGACGCCUCCCCUACAACUCCCAAACCUCGUUCUCGAACAACAUCGGCAGGAAGCCCCAAAGAGCAGCGGACCCCCAGGCCGAAGGUCCACAUCCCCUCCCCGGGAGCGGCGCAGGAAUCACCCGAGGGAGGAAAACCACUCAGCCCCUUCUCCCCGCUGGACGGCCACCAGCCCGUUACAGACUGGGGGGAGGAGAUGGAGAUGCUGUCGCCCCGGAGCAGCAUGGGAGGAGAGAGCCCACUGAAACCCCCCAGCGCUGAGUCCAGCCCCCCUCAAAAGAAGGAGCAGGGGGAGGAGACAAAGAGUCAAGCUGCCACCUCUAAUGAACCUGCUGAGCCACAAAAAGAGGAGCAUACAGCUGUAAAGGUUUCCUCGCCUCCAGAAGAAAAGACUCAAGUCCGGCAAACUGUGAUAGUGUCAGAACCAGAGUCUGUUCCCGCAGACUCCCCGGCUGCACCAGUGUCUGACCCCGCCCCGCCCCAGGUGGAGGUGUCUGACCCCGCCCCGCCGCAGGUGAAGGUGUCUGACCCUGCCCCGCCCCAGGUGAAGGUGUCUGACCCUGCCCCGCCCCAGGUGAAGGUGUCUGACCCCGCCCCGCCCCAGGUGAAGGUGUCUGACCCUGCGUGAAGGUGUCUGACCCUGCCCCGCCCCAGGUGAAGGUGUCUGACCCUGCCCCGCCCCAGGUGAAGGUGUCUGACCCUGCCCCGCCCCAGGUGAAGGUGUCUGACCCUGCCCCGCCGCAGGUGAAGGUGUCUGACCCUGCCCCGCCCCAGGUGAAGGUGUCUGACCCUGCCCCGCCGCAGGUGAAGGUGUCUGACCCCGCCCCGCCCCAGGUGAAGGUGUCUGACCCCGCCCCGCCCCAGGUGAAGGUGUCUGACCCUGCCCCGCCCCAGGUGAAGGUGUCUGACCCCGCCCCGCCCCAGGUGAAGGUGUCUGACCCUGCUCCGCCCGAGGAGGAGGUGUCUGACCCUGCUCCGCCCCAGGUGAAGGUGUCUGACCCUGCCCCGCCCCAGGUGGAGGUGUCUGACCCUGCUCCCUCUGAAGUUAGCGAGGCUGCUGUGACGAAGGCUGAGGAUACACCUGCUGCCCCUUCACAAGACAAAGCAGACACCCCUCCUCCCUCCUCUCCCGCCAUCCUGGAAGCUGAGCAGAGCUCCUCUGAGCCGGCAGGACACAAAGAUAAUAACAACCCAGCAUCCUCUGAGACUGCCGCCGCUGCUCCGACAGCAGAGAUGGCGGAUUCUUCAGAGCAGCCGUCCUCAGGUGCGGUCCAUAUCAGUGACUUUGAGACAGUGUCUUACAACUGAAGCUGCCAGGAACAAAAGGAGGAUGGGGAAAAAAGGAGGAAGAGCAUCACACUACUCAUCACUGCAACGACCAUCACACAUCUUUAAAAAAAGAUUUAAACCAUCAUGAGGAGGAAGAAAGAGGAGGAGGAGGAGGGACUGUGCUUUGCCACCAGCCUCACAAUGUUCACAAGCUCACUCGUCUGUCUGCGGCAGAGCUGUUCAAGUCUUCUUUUUUAUUAGGAUCACCUCUCGCUGCCAUGUUUUUGUCUCACUAUAUUUAAUAUUGAGGUAUCACAAAGUUAAAAAAUCUCAGUUUCUGGUUUUACAGUGAUGUAAAAGCUUCAGAUAGUUUAAGACUCAAGGUUUUUCAGCAGAAUAAACUGAGCAUGGUCCUUGAUUAUGUCCAGAAGAACCACCACGUAUAAACAUCAUGGAAGAUAGUUUUAAAAAAUGCUAAAAAAAUUACUUUAAAAUACCUUUUUCAGAGCUUCAAAUACAAGAUUAUAACAAGUUUAUGAAUUGAGCCACUUGCCCCGUUAUAGGCUGAUCCAGUCGCCCCCCCCCCCCCCCCCCACCAGUAAGAUCCAACAUGGAGCCCAAACUAGUCUGAAGUCAGUGUUCUAUUAUAUUUUUCACUUGAAAUCCAGAAAACAGUAUAUAAAAGGUUAAUAAAUGGAUUAUAACACUUAAUAAUGUAGUUGUGAGCAUAUAAGAGUUUAAUUUAUGUAUUUGGCUGCUGUAUAAACAGAUAAUGAAUGACAAUAAAGGUGUAAUAAUGUAAAAUGUCAUUAUAGGAGAAAUUAUAAUAGGUGACACAAGAUUAACAAACAUGUAUAAGGAGCCUCAUAUCUGCUCAUAACUACAUUUAAAGUCUCAUAAGCGAUUUAAAAAAAAAAAAAAAAAAAAAGAUGUGUCCACUUGGCUGUCAGACGUGGAUAAUUGGAAAUUGAUCAUCUAAUUCAACGAUUGAUUGCUUUUUGUGCACUAACAUACCUGCUAGUAGUGUGGGUUAAUAGCGGCAACCAUGGAUUAUUGGAUAAUUGACUGUUUUAAGAGCUCCAUUGAGACUUUUAAUGCAACAUUUGGAGCUAAAUCUACAAUAUCAGUCUGUUUUUAAUUUAAUUUUAUAUUUAAGAACAAUAAUUGAUUAACCUAAACCCACCAAACUAUCUCACUGACUCCCAUCUUUCUGAAACUGGUCUCCAUGACGAUUUUGUCUUUUAUAACCUGUGUGAGUGUGUAGCGUCCAUCAUGUGAUUCUCUCACCUCUCCAGUGAUCUCAGUGCCAUUAAGUCUACCCAUAAUGAACAGAUGCAUUUUUUAUUACUUUUGCCUUCAAGAUUGAAAUCAUUUUUAGAAAUAUCACCCACACCCGGGCCCGCUAACUUUAUUUAAUUUUCAUUUUAAAUAAUAAUCAUGAGAGAGAAUAUUUCUAAAAACAUUUCAAACAUCUUAAAAAAUGACAAAUUCUCAACCGGACUGUUUACACGAGCCUCACUGCAGGUCGUACAUGAUGCUUUAAGUGUGGGGG